Osmia lignaria (orchard mason bee) is the source of this 5748-nucleotide messenger RNA. Its product is annotated as phospholipid-transporting ATPase ABCA3. NCBI's taxonomy places the organism in Eukaryota, Metazoa, Arthropoda, Insecta, Hymenoptera, Megachilidae. Gene Ontology annotation, molecular function: ATP hydrolysis activity; ATP binding; lipid carrier activity. Gene Ontology annotation, cellular component: membrane; intracellular membrane-bounded organelle. The record is from RefSeq and is a predicted model, not a curated record. Gene Ontology annotation, biological process: transmembrane transport; lipid transport.
UGACAGUAUGACAUGUAUAGUUGCAUUGUGACAGUAGUAAGUACUGUCAAGUGCGACGUGUUUUGCGCAUUGUAACGCUAAGUAAUUAAACGAAUACAUUUUUGAUAAGAAUACAUGAAGUAUAAAAAUGUGUAGAAUGUUAUUUUUAUAAAUUCUUUGAUACAGAGCUAAUAAAUAUUUAUCUGUACCUCAGAGAAAAUUAUUAUGACAAUCAAGAAGAAAUUAAACAUAAAUGCUUAUAGAAAUUCUAAUUAUAUGUAAUCAAGGCUCCACAAAUGAAUGUGUAAAAGAGUUUACAUUAUAAUUUGGUUGUCAGAGUUACGUGUUUAGCACAUAUUAUAUUCUAGUAGAAUAUAUACAUGUUGAUUCAUAGAUCAAUGUUUAUAAUAUAUUCAUUGUACUUUUAUGAACUUUCAAUGGCAUUCUGUAACUUAUCAGUUUGCAUACACAAAGCAUAUAUACAUUGAUUAUGCAAAGUCAUGGAAGUCCUCAAUUAAAUUUAAUAACAUCAGAAGAUCAAAAUGGCAAAUAACAUGAGGACUUUUGCUUUACUUUUAUAUAAAAAUUUAUUAAUACGAUGCAGACAUUGGAAGACAACAAUAUUUAUACAAUGUUUGAUACCUAUUGCUUUGUUUGUAUUGAUACAAGCUGUGAGAGAUUUUAGUGUACAACCACCUAGAGUGAUUAAUGAAAGUACAUAUUAUCCUAUAUACACCAAAGAUGAAUUGACUUUGAUAAACAGGGAUUUGACAUUUUUAUACUUUGUGCCACAGAAUUCAUAUACAAAGAAUAUUGUGCAUAACACCAGAAUGUGUUUGGGAUUACCACAAGAAAGUGUAGCUGGAUUUUCAUCUGAAGAUGAUAUGAUUAAUGCUUAUACAAUUCUACAUGCUGAAGCUCCUGCUGUUGAAGUGUUAGCUCUUGUGUUUGAACAAUACAAUACAACUGCCAUAAAAUAUAAAAUCAGGCAUCCCAUAGAUAUUCCAAAAACAUUGUUCCAAAACACAUUUGAUCAGUCUACAAUAUAUUUUAAUCUUAUACCAUUUGUACAAUUGCAAAUGUGUGUUGAUGAUUCUUUUAUAAAUCACACAUCACAUUCCAUGAUUGAAAGAAUGGUGUCCAUACAAAGAAUGCCAUAUCCUCCAUAUGUUAAAAUAGAUGAAUCAGAUAUAUUACUAAGAGUGGGAAUAUGUAUGUUUGCAGUCAUUGCAUUUUUAAUUCCACUAUGUAUAGAAACAAAUUAUGCAACAAAAGAAAAAUAUAUUGGAGUAAAUGUUUUAAUGGCAAUGAAUGGAGUAAAACAUUACCAAAAUCUACUAAGUUGGUUAAUUACUGGCAUAUUGUUCAGUAUUUUUUAUAUAGUUCCAAUAAUAAUAUUAUUUAAAAAUACUUUCUCUGGAAAUGUAGAUCCAUAUUUGUAUCAUAGCAACACUUUUAUAUUUUGGCUAAUAUUUACAGUACAUAUUGCCCAUUUAAUAUCAUUUGGUAUGCAUGUUGCUGCAUAUUUUUCAAAACCGCGUUUCGUAAUAACUACACUGUCAGUUAUUUACACUGCUUCUUUCUCACUUCAUGGAAAUUUAGUAAAAGUAGGAGUAUUAUCGAUAAUACCGUAUUUGGGAAUAUUGUUUCCAAAUAUAUUUCUGUAUAGAUUCCUGGAAGAAGUCAAUGCAUAUGAAACUCGAUUAAUCGGUAUUCAGUGGUCAAAUAUGUUUAUUGCGGGGGAUACACAAUAUAAUAUUGGUGGAUGUGUUGGAUUUAUAUUACUUUUUUCUCUGUUGGGUACUUUGUUACACUUUUCCUUAGCAUUAUACAUCAAUGCUAUAUUCCCAGGAAAAUACGGAGUACGUAAAAAGCCAUUUUAUUUUCUAAAGUAUUUGAGGAAAAAUAAAGUAUAUCUUGAUGAGGAUAUGGAAGAUUUUGAUUAUGAUAAAGAAGAUAAUGAGAACUUUGAACCUGUAACAAAAGGUGCACUUACUCCUGGAAUUCAGAUCCGUAAUCUUAAGAAAACGUAUAAUACUAGCUGUUUUCGAAAAUCGGCAGUCCAUGCAUUGAAAGGUAUUUCAGUCGAUUUAUAUAAAGGACAAAUAACAGCUUUAUUAGGACAUAAUGGAGCUGGAAAAACUACACUUAUGUCCAUUUUAACAGGUGUAAUAAGUCCUACUGAAGGAAAGGUUCUUAUAAAUGGCAGAAAUAUUGCAAAACAUUUAGAAGUUAUUAGAAAUGAUUUGGGAUUAUGUCCACAAGAAAAUAUGGUUUUUCCUGAUUUGAGUGUGUUCGAACAAUUGGAAUUUUUCGGUCUAUUGAAAGGUAUAAAUAAAACGAGGAAAGAAAUUCGACAAAAUAUUAAUAUGCUCCUUGAUAAAUUAAAAUUGAAUGAAAAAAGGAACGUUCUUCCAAGUACAUUAUCUGGAGGGCAAAAGAGAAGACUGUGUCUUGGGAUGGCUCUCGUCGGGGAUGCUAGUAUUAUAAUUUUGGAUGAACCAACAUCAGGAAUGGAUCCUGAAACUAGAAGAGAUAUCUGGGAUGUUAUAUUAAAAAUAAGAGGGAAGAAAACAAUUUUGAUUAGUACACACAACAUGGAAGAAGCUGACAUACUUGGGGACAGAGUUGCUAUUGUACACGGAGGUCGAUUAAAAUGUUAUGGUACAACCAUGUUUUUAAAAAAGCAAUAUGGCUAUGGUCAUUUAGAAGUCACUUUAUCAACUAAGUCAUGGUGUAAUUCAGAAAAAGUUAUAAAUAAGUUCGAUGCAAGAACACAACAAAUAAAUGUGGACAGUGAAAAGAUUGUUUUAAGUGUACCAAACACUGACACAUUACCACAAAUUCUAGAUAAAAUCGAAAAUCAGAAAAAGAAAUUGGGCGUUACUGGAAUCAGCGUUUCACUUAUUACUUUAGAAGAAGUAUUUUUAAAAGUGAUUAAGAAAGAAGAGAAAGAAAAACAUUUAAAUGAAAUAUUCUAUUCCCCAUUGCAAAAAGUACAAGGAUGGUCCUUAUGUAUGCAAACAAUUUUGGCACUGUAUCAUAAAAAAUUAACUUACACUAAAAAAAAUAUAACCCAUACAUUGUUGACACUGUUUUUACCAAUUUUAUCGGUCGUAUUAAUGGCUUUGAGCUAUAAUACGCCUCGCGAUUCGACGGAUGUAUUUCCGCUUGAACUUGAUAUGUAUAGACAUCCUAAAGCUCUAUAUUCGUCUAAAGCUGAAAAAUGUGGUAUGCAUUAUAAAGAUUCAGUAGAUUAUUUUGGUGGGUUUGCAGAAGAAGUGCAGCAAAAUACAAGUGUUUCACAAGCUUUAUUGGAUCAUGCUCUUCAAGAUAUUGCCUCAUAUCGUAACAAUUAUAUUGUUUCCGCGGAAUUUAAUGUUUCCGACGAUAAUGCCGCUAUACUCGCUAAUGGUUUUUAUUCUGGUAUUGCGGUUCACAGUGUACCAUUAACUGUGAAUCUGUUAUCGAACGCGUUAAUCAAACGUUUUGCUGGUGACGAAUACUCUAUCCGUGUUUCAAGCCAGCAGUUACCAAACCCUUUAUCUGCAACAAUAUUAAUGCCAGAAGCGGAAUCAUUGUCACGAGUAUUGGUGUUUUGUAGCUUCUUCUUCCCUACUGUAGCACUUUUUGUUAUCCAUCCUUUUCAAGAAAUGGAAACUAGAGUAAAGCAGCUUCAAAGAAUGACGGGAGUCACGUCUUUCUCAUACUGGGGCACGAUGUUUUCUUUCGAUUUUUUAAUUCUCACAAUGUCUAUAGUUAUUAUCAUGCUAGGCUUUUAUAUCAUGGAUAUUAUCUUAGAUAUUCGCCUGUAUUACCGCACAGAAACACUGAUUAUGAUACUAUUAUUAGUAUUAUUUGGGAUUAAUUCUUUAUUUAUAACAUACAUCUUUAGUUUUGUCAAUAAAUCAAGAAAUACUGUGGUAACCAUAUUGAGUCUUGUACCUGUUGGAUUUGUUUUGUUUCAAUAUCUUCUGCACGAAGUGGUACAUAGUUUUGACCGUUUGAGGAUUCUACAUGCAAUACAGAAACGGAUAUUCCGUCUGAUACCUCAUGUAAGCCUAUUUCAUGGUCAAUUAUCUUUCUUCAACGUAGCUGUACAAAAUGCGAGAUGCCGUCGAUUACCAAAACGAUUGCAGGAUGUAGUUUGCCUGGGUUUUAAGGAUGUUUGUUGUGAUUUGGAUUGCGUAGAUGGAGUCUGUAGGAACCAGCUUCCGUAUUUUUCUAACGAUAACAGUGAUAUGAGCCUGACAGAAUGCGUUGUAUAUUUGUCGGUCACGCCAUUAAUAUAUUUUGCUGUACUUAUUAUUUUAGAAGAACGAUUGAUCGACAAAUUAUACGCUAAAAUGUUCGAUCAAAAAUUAAAAAAUGCCUGUGUUAUAAAAGAUGAAGAGGUAGAAAAGGAGAAAUAUGCAGUAGCAUUAGAAAUAAAGAAGCUAACGAAUAGUAAUGCAGUAUUUCCGGAAGGUGUAGGAAGGACAAUCAGUGGGAAAGAAAAAGGAACGACAACGUCUACCGUCAAAUUGAAUGCUCUCGAAAGUCCAGAAACUAAUGACGAUAGUCUGUUCUUGGUUUAUGAAUUAAGCAAAUAUUAUGGAAAAUUAAUGGCAGUACAAGAAAUCAAUUUUCGAGUGAAGCAACGAGAAUGUUUUGGAUUACUUGGCGUUAAUGGUGCCGGAAAGAGCACCACGUUUAGAAUGUUGACCGGCGAAGAAAUGCCAAACAGUGGUAUCAUGUACUUAGGAAAUUCAGAAAUACGUACAGAUAGGAAGAAUUACCUUGCUCAAAUGGGCUAUUGUCCACAAACUGACGCACUACUCAGUUCUUUGAAUUCAUUCGAUCAUUUGCGAUUGUUCGCCUUGCUUCGUGGUAUACCGAGUUCCAAGGUGGACUUAGAAGUCAAUAAAUGGAUCAAUCGUCUGAAUUUAAAUGCUUGCAUGCAUCAACCAAGUGGUACUUACAGCGGUGGGAAUAAACGACGUUUGAACAUCGCAAUGGCUUUAAUUGGAAAUCCGACUCUCGUUCUGUUGGAUGAACCAACAACGGGCGUCGACCCUGCUGCUAGGAGAUCAUUGUGGAAUAUUCUCCAAUCCUGCCAAGCAAUGGGACAAGCUAUUAUACUUACUUCUCACAGCAUGGAAGAAUGCGAGGCUCUGUGCAAUAGGCUAGUCAUUAUGGUGAAAGGUCAAUUGGUUUGCAUUGGUGCAAGCCAGGAAUUGAAGCAACGAUUCGGCGCUGGUUACGAUAUUCACGUUAAAUUAAAUCCCAACCGAUCGGAUGACGAUGUGAGCAAUAUAAAAUCAAUUAUGGAAUCAUCUUUAACGUGUGAAAUCAGAGAUGAGAAUUUGGGAUUAAUUGCUUAUCAUGUAAAUGAUUCUGGAACGACGUGGGAAAAAAUGUACAGCACAAUGAAUAAUCUGACUGAACGGUACAGUUGUAUCGAAGAUUAUGCCGUUUUAUCGGCUACCUUGGAACAGCUAUUCAUUCAAUUCGCCAGGGGAACUGAAUUAAGGAGGUGCGAAGAACCUCUGGUAGACUACAGUACUCAAGCAGCGGUUGUUUAAAUACUUAAUGAUGAAUUACGUUUUUAAGGUUUUCGAAGCAUUUCAUUCCAAUUCAUAAAAGUAUUAUUAUGCGUGUAUGACGUGUAUUCGUAUGCGACUUAUAUUUUCGAUGUUGUGCGCUUAAACCUACAAAACAAAUCAAAUAUGUGUACAUAUAUAUAUAUAAUUUAUUUCUCAAAAUAUAUAAUAUGCAGCUGUAUUAAAA